Aspergillus heteromorphus CBS 117.55 is the source of this 1064-nucleotide messenger RNA. RefSeq lists its product as uncharacterized. The record is from RefSeq and is a predicted model, not a curated record. The coding region runs from base 231 to 1064 and encodes 277 amino acids. The transcript has a single exon. NCBI's taxonomy places the organism in Eukaryota, Fungi, Ascomycota, Eurotiomycetes, Eurotiales, Aspergillaceae.
CUCCUCCUUCUUUUCUUCCUCUUCCUCUUCCCACCCUCGUAGCUUCUCUCUGGCUACAACCCCCACGUUUCCUUGAUUCAUCUUCCUUCAGUUUAGUUUUACUUCAUGAUUAAUCAUUCCUCCUAGCCAGUUACAUCGUGUGUGACUUGGACUCCCUCGAGUGCCGUGCACCUUGACCUCAACCCCCAAUUCAACAAUCCAGCAAUCUCACUCUCCCUUUCUGCUAAAACAUGGCCCCCACCACCGAAGAACUCUCCCUAGAGAGCAUCCCCAAGCUCCGCGGCAUGGCCAAUUACCAAGACUGGCUGUGCACACUGCAGACGGUCCUCAACUCCAAAGACCGCGCAUACUGGGGCAUCCUCAGCGGCGAGUACCAGUGCCCGGACAAGCCCUCUUCCUGGGGAGCGAAAGUGCCGACCCCACGGGAGGCGUUUUCCCCGGCCUCCAGCGUCUUCGGAUGGAAGUAUACCCCGGACCGAGUCAGCAGGGAGACAAGCUGGGACAACAAUGAAUAUGAGUGGAACGCACCCUUCAAGAACCACUUCGACGCAUCCGUCUCCGAAUGGAAGACCAUGAACAUUUUCCUCAUCGGCUUGCUCCACUCUGUCGUCGACGAGAGCCACGAGUCGCGCAUCCUGGGCCUCCGCAACGCCCCCGACAUUUUCCACGUCCUGAAGUCCCACUACGAGCAGGAGCGUGCGGCCGUUAUUCUCCAGUUGUACCAGAAGUUGACGUCCCUGCGUUGCUCUACCGGGGACAAUCGGUACGAUUUCCUGGUGAAGUGGCGCCGCACUCUCGCUGAUUUGAAGACUCUCGUCGACGUGCCCGAGUGGUUGGAAUAUAACGCUUUCGUCACCUCCCUUCAGGGCUGCGCUUCGAAUGUGGCUUUGCUGGCUCCGAAUAAUCACAACUACUUGACUGCCAAUAUGAUGGAGGUUUACUCCGCGUUUGAGCACCUUGCGCUCGCUGAAGAGAAGGCUCCAUCUGUCGCCGGAUGGGUCAGUCCCGUCUCGAACCGUGGAUGGGGCAGUCCUAUCCCGGCCCCUGCAGAGAAGGAUUGGUAG